Racocetra persica is the source of this 1001-nucleotide messenger RNA. Lineage: Eukaryota; Fungi; Glomeromycota; Glomeromycetes; Diversisporales; Gigasporaceae. The record is from the annotation of a GenBank genome assembly.
AUGGCAAAGAUAGUAAAUUCUAACGAAGAACUGAUAGAUAUCGACGACGAAGCACAGAAUGCAAACCAACAGACUGGCUACGCUUGGGAAGAGGAAUAUAAGCGUAGCUGGGAUGUUUUACAGGAAGACGAAGACGGAAGUUUAAAACAUACCGUCGAACAUCUUCAAAAUCGCAAACGAAAGAGGUUAGAACGUGAUACGUCUAUAAUUAAACGUGGGAUUAUAAGACACAUGUUCCUAAUCAUAGAUCUAUCAGAAGCUAUGUUGGAAAAGGAUCUCCGACCUUCUCGUUUGGAUUUGACAUUAUCUUACGCAGAACAAUUCAUUUUAGAGUUCUUUGAUCAGAAUCCUAUAAGUCAACUUGGGAUUAUUGCUUCAAAAAGUGGUGUUGCCGAGAAACUUAUGGGAUUGUCUGGUAAUCCCAUGGAUAAUAUAAAUGUUUUAAAAAAAAGGAACAUUGAUACGGAUGGUGAACCUUCCUUGCAGAAUGCACUAGAAAUGGCUCGAUCUUCGUUGAUUCAUGUUCCAGCUCAUGGAUCACGAGAAAUUUUGAUAAUAAUGGGAUCUCUGACGUCGUGUGAUCCUGGAGAUAUUAACGAAACCAUCGAUAAUCUAGCGUCGGAAAAUAUACGCGUCUCAAUUGUUGGAUUAGCAGCAGAAGUUCAGAUAUGCAAGCUUAUGUGUAAGAAGACUAAAGCUCAUUUUAAAGAUUUACUUUUUGAAAUAAUACCACCACCUCCAGUAUCUGUUGUCAAAAGUAAAUCUGAAUUGGUUGUUAUGGGAUUUCCAAGGGGGGUUAAUGAGUCGGUACCCUCAUUAUGCGCCUGCCAUUCGAAGCCUGUUUCUGGUGGUUAUAUAUGCGCUCGAUGUACUUCAAAAAUAUGUGAUUUACCCACCGAUUGCCCAAUAUGUGAAUUGACUUUAGUGUCAAGCCCUCAUUUACCCCGAUCAUAUCACCACCUAUUUCCGGUUGCAAAUUUCGAAGAGGUUCCUUGGAGCAG